CAUUUUCAUGCUGUUUUAACAGGUUUUGUCAGGUUUUUAGAAGGCUACUACAUUGUGUUAAUAACUAAAAGAAGAAAAAUGGCAGAUAUUGGUGGUCAUGCAAUAUAUAAAAUAGAAGAUACAAAUAUGAUCUACAUUCCAAAUGACUCUGUAAGAGUCAGUCAUCCCGAUGAAGCCAGGUAUCUGAGAAUCUUUCAAAAUGUGGACCUUUCUAGCAACUUCUACUUUAGUUACAGCUAUGAUCUGUCUCACUCCCUUCAGUAUAAUCUUACUGUCCUGAGAAUGCCACUUGAGACAUUAAAAACUGAAACAACUCAGACUCGUCAAGAGAGUUUUGAUAUAUUUGAAGAUGAAGGACUUUCCACACUGGGGGGAAGUGGUGUAUUUGGGAUUUGCAGUAGGCCCUACGAAAAGUAUGUGUGGAAUGGCAAACUUCUGGAGGCAGUGAGGAGCACAGUGCAUCGUGACUGGCUGCUGUAUAUUAUUCAUGGCUUCUGUGGGCAAUCCAAACUGUUAAUAUAUGGUCGCCCUAUAUAUGUCACUCUCAUUGCCAGAAGAUCAAGCAAAUUUGCUGGAACACGUUUUCUGAAACGAGGAGCAAACUGUGAGGGAGAUGUUGCUAAUGAAGUGGAAACGGAACAAAUACUUUAUGAUGCUUCAGUUAUGUCAUUUUCCACGGGGAGUUACUCUUCCUACGUUCAGGUUCGAGGCUCUGUCCCUCUGUACUGGUCUCAAGAUAUUUCAACUAUGAUGCCUAAGCCACCCAUAACAUUGGACCAAGCAGAUCCUUUUGCACAUGUUGCUGCUCUUCACUUUGACCAAAUGCUUCAGAGAUUUGGCUCUCCCAUUAUUAUUUUGAAUCUUGUGAAGGAACGUGAAAAAAGGAAGCACGAGAGGAUUCUUAGUGAAGAACUUGUUGCUGCUGUGACAUAUCUCAACCAGUUUUUACCCCCAGAGCAUGCAAUUAUAUAUAUACCCUGGGAUAUGGCCAAAUACACAAAAAGCAAACUCUGCAAUGUCCUUGACAGACUGAAUGUGAUUGCAGAAAGUGUGGUAAAGAAGACUGGAUUUUUUGUAAACCGACCCGAUUCUUACUGCAGCAUCUUGCGGCCAGAUGAAAAAUGGAAUGAAUUGGGAGGUUGUGUUGUUUCCACUGGUCGCUUGCAGACUGGAGUGCUCCGAACCAAUUGUGUGGACUGCUUAGAUCGCACUAACACUGCCCAGUUUAUGGUGGGGAAAUGUGCUUUGGCAUACCAACUCUAUUCCUUGGGAUUGAUUGAUAAACCCAAUCUACAAUUUGAUACGGAUGCUGUAAGAUUGUUUGAAGAGUUAUAUGAAGACCACGGAGACACACUCUCUCUGCAAUAUGGAGGCUCUCAGCUUGUCCACAGAGUGAAAACAUACAGAAAGAUAGCUCCGUGGACUCAGCAUUCCAAAGAUAUCAUGCAAACGCUCUCCAGAUAUUACAGUAAUGCCUUCUCAGAUGCAGACAGGCAAGACUCUAUCAAUCUCUUUCUGGGUGUAUUCAAGCCUUCAGAAGGAAAACCACAUCUCUGGGAACUUCCCACUGACUUUUAUUUGCAUCACAAGAACACUCUCAGUCUGUCCCAGACCAGGCGAAGCUAUACCUACUGGUGGACCACAGGUGUGCUAAAGCAUUUACCUCUUCCUUUUGAUGAAGUGACUUGUGCUGAAAACAGACGCAAGUUGACCGUGAAGAAGUUCCACAAAUAUGAAGAGGAGAUUGAUAUCCACAAUGAGUUUUUUAGGCCAUAUGAGUUGAGCAGUUUUGAUGAGACCUUCUGCUUGGCAAUGACCAAUUCCACACGAGAUUUUAUGCCCAAGAAUGUGGGAAUCGAUCCAAGUCCAUUUACAGUUCGUAAACCUGAUGAAACUGGGAAGUCAGUGUUGGGGAAUAAAAAUAAUAGAGAAGAAACUGUGCUGCAGCGCAAAACAGCUGCUAGUGCUCCUCCACCCCCAAGUGAGGAAGCAGUGUCAAGUAGCUCUGAAGAUGAUUCUGGGACAGAUAAGGAAGAUGAGGGAGCUGUUUCUCAACGUUCAACUCCAGUAAAAGUGACUGAUACAGGAGACAAUACAAAGAUCACAGAGAAUGUAGUGCAGUCAACAAAAGAUGUGUAUGGAGUCAAUCUCUCAGAUAUUCCCUCAGAAGAUGAUCUCGCCAUAUAUGCUAGGUUCGUUCAGCUGGGACAGAGUCAGCAUAAACAAGACAAGAGCAGCCAACAAUUUUGUUCAAAGCACCACUUGGAUAAGGUUAUAAAUUUAAUCCCAAUCUCCUCCUUCUCCCAAGACAAUAUUUACGAAGUCCAGCCACCAAGUGCUGAUAGGAAAUCAAUAGAGAUUUUUCAUGCUCACAUUCGGGCUGGAAGAGGAAACAUGCAGCCCCUGGGAAAAGAUGACUUUGUCAUGUACAGAGAAUACAUUCGAAACAGAUAUAUGUAA
Messenger RNA from Acanthisitta chloris (rifleman), 2460 nucleotides. RefSeq names its product FIG4 phosphoinositide 5-phosphatase (gene FIG4). Gene Ontology annotation, cellular component: intracellular membrane-bounded organelle. The record is from RefSeq and is a predicted model, not a curated record. The annotation marks the transcript as partial. Lineage: Eukaryota; Metazoa; Chordata; Aves; Passeriformes; Acanthisittidae. Gene Ontology annotation, molecular function: phosphatidylinositol-3,5-bisphosphate 5-phosphatase activity. The transcript has 20 exons. Gene Ontology annotation, biological process: phosphatidylinositol dephosphorylation.